AUGAAACAAGAAGCAUGUAGAAAAGAUGUAGAACGCGCAUUUGGAGUAUUGCAGUCAAGAUUUGCAAUCGUGGCAGAACCAGCGCGCUUAUGGAACAAGAGAGUGUUACAUGAUAUAAUGACUUCUUGUAUUAUUAUGCAUAAUAUGAUAAUAGAAGAUGAACGUGAUGUUAAUGCAACAAUUGAAGAACGAGUCGACGUGCAAAAUCCAGAAGUGGAGAUGCUAGGUGAUGAUGAUACUCGGUUUCAAGAAUUCCUUGCUCGACAUAAAAAAAUUAGGGAUAAAGAAGCUCAUAUUGAACUUCGAAAUACAUUAAUUGAACACUUAUGGGACGAGCAUGGUAACUCCGAGAAUUAG
This is a messenger RNA of Humulus lupulus (European hop), 357 nucleotides long. RefSeq lists its product as uncharacterized. Bases 1 to 357 code for a protein of 118 amino acids. NCBI's taxonomy places the organism in Eukaryota, Viridiplantae, Streptophyta, Magnoliopsida, Rosales, Cannabaceae. The record is from RefSeq and is a predicted model, not a curated record. The transcript has a single exon.